AUGGAGGAACAGCAAUAGGAAUAAAAGGAAAAGAAGCGGAGAGAUAAGAAGUAAUUAUUCAAUAAUAUUAAUAGAAGAAUAAAGUGUUAAAAAGAUAGAAUUGUUGAGUCAUAAUUGAUUAUGAAUAGGAUGAAAUUUUAGAUUAUUAAGUGA
This is a messenger RNA of Paramecium sonneborni, 153 nucleotides long. The record is from the annotation of a GenBank genome assembly. NCBI's taxonomy places the organism in Eukaryota, Ciliophora, Oligohymenophorea, Peniculida, Parameciidae.